Penicillium pulvis is the source of this 936-nucleotide messenger RNA. RefSeq names its product peroxidase. NCBI's taxonomy places the organism in Eukaryota, Fungi, Ascomycota, Eurotiomycetes, Eurotiales, Aspergillaceae. Gene Ontology annotation, molecular function: heme binding; peroxidase activity. The transcript is spliced from 2 exons. The coding region runs from base 1 to 936 and encodes 311 amino acids. Gene Ontology annotation, biological process: response to reactive oxygen species; cellular response to oxidative stress; hydrogen peroxide catabolic process. The record is from RefSeq and is a predicted model, not a curated record.
AUGAGCUCUCCCUAUGAUUAUGAGGCGGUCCGCAAGGACAUCGUCGCACAGUUGAAGAAGCCCGACUAUGACGAUGGAAGCGCAGGCCCAGUGUUUGUGCGACUAGCAUGGCACUCCUCAGGUACAUAUGAUCUCGAGUCAGACACCGGUGGCUCGAACGGCGCCGGCAUGCGUUAUGAAGCGGAGGGUGGCGACCCAGCCAACGCAGGCCUGCAGCACGGUCGGGCCUUCCUGGAGCCCGUCAAGGAGAAGCACCCUUGGAUCACAUACUCGGACCUCUGGACUUUGGCCGGUAUCGUAGCGAUCAAAGAGAUGGGCGGACCUGAUAUUCCCUGGCAAGGGGGACGCACAGACCUAGUAGAUGACUCCAAGGUGCCACCAAGAGGACGUCUGCCCGACGGCGCAUUAGGUGCCGACCACCUGCGCUUCAUCUUCAAUCGCAUGGGCUUCAACGACCAGGAGAUUGUGGCGUUGGCCGGCGGACACAACAUGGGCCGGUGCCACGGUGACCGCAGUGGGUUCGAGGGGCCGUGGGUGACGAACCCAACACGGUUCUCGAACUCGUUCUUUAAGUUGCUGUUACAGCUCGACUGGAAGCCUCGCACACUGUCGACGGGUAUGACACAGUUUGUGUAUGAGGACCCGGAUGCUGAAGAGGAUGAGGAAGCCCUGAUGAUGCUGCCGACUGAUAUGGCGCUCAAGACCGACCCUGCAUUCUUGCCGUGGGUGCAGAAGUAUGCCAAGGACAAGGACCUUUUCUUUGAUCACUUCUCCAAGGUUUUCGCCAAGCUCGUCGAGCUAGGUAUCCAGCGCGAUGAGAACGGUGCCAUCAUCAACUCUGACAAUGUCAUGGGUGGCUAUAUCUCUGCGCCCAAGAAGAGCAACAAACCGACUGGCCCCAGCAAGAAGAAGAGCGAGCCUCGUGCCCGCCUUUAG